UAAUUGGGAUAUUGGGUGUUCCAGAUUUAUAUGAAUCUUUUGGAUCAUGUGAAACGAGUGACACUCUUGGCAUGUCAUCUUCAUCUUCAUCUUCUUGUUCUUCUUCCAAUAUCUAUAGUCAACUUGAUAUGGUCAAAUAAAAUCAAACAUCAAUCUCUUGAACUUGGCCAGGUAAGUGGGUUAGAUGCAAUACAAACAAUGAAACAACCAUAGUUUGUGACGCCAACUUAGGAACGUUCGCCUAAUCUCCAUUCCUAGAAUUCAUCACCACUACAUAGUUUUAGUUAGUAUCUCCUAAUUCUACUUCCUUCAAAUCAAAACAUUUGUCUCUGUAAAUGCAAAUCCGAUGCCGAAUCCAGCAAUCCCACGUUCUACUUCUGAUCCUUUUCUCUCUUCUUCCUCAAAAUCAAAAACCCAACACCGUGUCACUCCUUCCACUCGCUCAACUUGCUCGGGCUCUCGCUCGAGCAAGUCUUCUUAUUGGCAAGCUUGGAGUAAUGUAAACAAGCUUGGUAGCCUUAUUAGUAUCAGAAGGAGAAGCAACGAUUCUUCUCAUUCUGACUUAACAGAAGAGAGUCUUGAAGCUCAUAACAAAAGACAAGCAGCAAUUUUUCAGACCGAAGUUGUUAAUAAUGCUCAUCAAAGUCUCAUUGAUGAUAGAAAUGCUAAGUGUAGUCCAUAUUAUAAAGGACUUACUGAUUAUUCGCUUAUUCUCAACCGUGAAAGGUUUCUUUCCCCAGCGGCUGCUGCUGCUGCGUCAACUAGUCCUGGACGUGAAAGCCAUGCAACUACUAUUGCCACUACUUCCUCUUCUUUUUCUUCUUUUGUUCUUGUUAAAAUGCAAGAAUGGACUUCUUGCUUUAAUAAGUCUUCCAAGCAAAAUAAUACUAAUGCUCCUGCUCCGGUUCCGGUUCCAGUCCCAGUCCCUGUUAUGGCUGCUUCUUUAGCUCCUGCGGAAGCCACCGCAGGAGUUGAACAGGGCCAGCCUAGUUGCUCUUAUUCUUCUUCUUGGGAGAAGAAGAAAGAGAGUGGCCAUAAGAAUGUUUUGAGUGUUAUUAGCGAGGAGAAGCCAUUGAGGGAGAGAGUAUCAUCAUCAGAAUCUAAUAAGCCAUCAACACUAUCACCACCACCACCACAGCCGCAGCCACCUCCGCCUCCAGUGUGUAGGACUAGUAAUAUUGAUGAGAAAAAAGAGAAGAUCAUAAAUACGUUGAUUGAAAGAAAAUUUACAUGGGCUGAUAAGUACAGGCCUAAAGCUUUGAAAGAUUUUAUCUGCCACAAAGCAACGGUCACCAAAGUCCAGGAUUUGUUUCGAGACAUAGAUUGUAACCAUUUCAUAUUUGAAGGACCUGCUGGUGUGGGGAAAAGAACAAUGAUAUGGGCUAUGAUGCAAGAAGCAUACGGACCUGAUAGAAUACAGACAAGGGAAGAGUGCAAGUCAUUUAAGAUGAAGGGGGAAUCAGUUGGUAGUAUAGAAGUAAGAAUAAAGGUAUCUUCUCAACAUAUAGAAGUAAAUCUCUGUGAUUUUAAAGGUUAUGAGAAGCAUGUCAUUAUUCAACUUAUCAAAGAAACGAACAACAACAGGAUUUCCAAGAAUGGUUUGCACUCCAUAACAGAUUCUUGCAAAGCAAUCAUUUUAUACAAUGCAGACAAGCUAUCUGCAGAUGCUGUUCUAUAUAUUAAGUGGCUACUAGAAAGGUAUAAAGGGUCUAACAGAUUUUUCUUUUGCUGCAAUGAAGUCUCCAAGCUGCGGCCAAUUAAAGAACUUUGCACCUCUGUUCAGCUUUCGUUGCCUUCAGAUGAAGAGAUUGUUGAAGUUUUAGAAUUUAUAGCUAAACAAGAAGGCAUAGAAUUGCCACACCAAUUUGCUAAAAGGAUAGCUAUAACUUCAAAGAAUAAUCUCCGUCAAGCCAUUCGUUCGCUGGAAGCCUCCAGGCAAAGAAGUUAUCCUUUCACAGAAGAUCAAGUUAUUUUGACCGGAUGGGAAGAUGAUAUUGCAAAUAUUGCUAAGGACAUGAUCCAAGAACAAAGCCCCAAACAGCUAUAUAUCAUUAGCGGAAAGCUUCAAAAUCUAAUAGAGCAUGAUGUAGCCCCUGACUUCAUAUUCGACACUCUAGUUCUUGAACUGAAAAAUAAUUUGGAUGAGGUUGUUCAAGGACAACUCGACAGUCUAUACAAGGAUUACAACAGAAAAGAUGGAAACAUGUUAGAAUGUGAGAAUCAACUAUUGUUUCUGCAUAGUCGACAUGAGGAAGCUGAGUUCAUAGCAAAAUUUAUGAGCCAGUACAAGUUACAUAUAACCACAAAUAAAAGCAUGCAACACGAUAGUGGUACAUGA
Molecule: messenger RNA, 2338 nt
Organism: Jatropha curcas
Lineage: Eukaryota; Viridiplantae; Streptophyta; Magnoliopsida; Malpighiales; Euphorbiaceae
Source: RefSeq, a predicted model, not a curated record